CUUUCUUUCCCCCUCACCGUAUCUUGAAUCCAACAUGGCGCUGGUCGCCGCUACCCUCCUCCUCGCGCUGAGCGCGCACGCCCUCCCCGUCGACACGCGCGACACGACAUGCGCCAACGGCGCCUGGCAGUGUGUCGGGUCGAGCCUCCAGAUCUGUAACUGGGGCUCGUGGGUCACCAUGGCCGAGUGUACCGCCCCCGGCACCGUGUGCUCCGCGUCCUCGCCCCUCAUCGGUGACCACAACUACCUCUACUGCUUCUGCUACCACCACUGCUACCACCACUGCUACCACUAUUGCCCAUUCGUCCUCUUCGUCUACAACCACGGCGCGCUCGUCCGGCACGACCGCCCCCACCACUGUACACUCCUCGUCGACUACUACUACGGCUGCGUCGUCCAGCCCGACGAGCCCUGCUCACUCCUCAUCCUCCGCCCUGGCCUCUGCCUCGUCGGCGUCCACCUCUCCGUCCACCACGCCGUCCACCUCGCCAUCCAAGUCGGUGACCUCGACGUCGACGGCCUCGCGCUCGACGACGACUGUGGCCGCCUCCUCGAGCAGCGCGACAGCGGCCUCCUCCACCGCCGUCUCGAGUUCGAGCUCGGCUCACUCGGCUUCGAGCUCCUCCCUUUCCUCAUCGGCGAGCUCCGGGGCCGCAUCGUCCUCGAGCCACCCAGCCUCCACCUCCUCGAGCCACGCCGCGUCGUCCAGCUCGAGCACGGCUUCGCCCUCUGCCCCUUCUUCGACAUCGGCUUCUGCCUCUGGCACGACGGCGAGUGCCUCCAUCUCGUUGACCACGACCGCAAGUCCUACGACGAGCGUGACCACCACGGCCUCGAGCGCGAUCAGCAGCUCCAGCUGCGUCGUGCAGUCCUCGUUAAGCUCGAGCAGCAGCGCCACUUCGACGUCCUUGUCCAGCGAGGUCUCGAGCACUACGACUACCUCGGCUGGUGCGACGACCACGACUACCGCCACCACCACCACCAGCUCUUCCACGACUACCACGAGCACCUCCACGGCCCCGUCGUCCACCGUGGCCUCGAGCACCAGUACCGCCUCCUCGGCGCCUUCCGCCUCGUCAACUCCUUCCAACCCUCCUAA
Molecule: messenger RNA, 1099 nt
Organism: Vanrija pseudolonga
Lineage: Eukaryota; Fungi; Basidiomycota; Tremellomycetes; Trichosporonales; Trichosporonaceae
Exons: 5
Coding region: 35-1099 (354 amino acids)
Source: RefSeq, a predicted model, not a curated record